UAUAAUUUGGUUGUUGUCAGUCAGUAACAAUGGUGUCGAAACUGUUAUUUUUGGUGUUAGUGGCAUUUUUUGCCUACGUGCAAAGUGAAAUUACGGUAAAUGUUUACUCUAGUUAUUGGGAAUCAGAAGAAGCAGUUAUUCCAUCAAUCGAAAACCUAAAGAGUGUUAUCGCUAAUACAACCUACAGGGUAGAAAUUGAAAACCAGACCAUACCUAAACUACCUAGUGGAGCGUUGGAUGGUGUGACUAUCAGCGAACUAAAACUCAAACAUGACGAAUUAAAAGACAUCGAGCCCGGUGCGCUACAGGGAGCCCACAUCAACCGAAUUGAGUUUCCCAACAAUGACAUUGAAACUAUUAAAAAAGGCGUCUUCAACGACAGGUCAUUAUGGGAGCUUGAUCUAUCCAACAACCAGAUUUCUACCAUCGAGGAUGAUGCUUUCGACACAUUGGAUGUGAAUUCUCUCCACCUGAGCGACAACAAUCUUGAAAAAAUUACUGCAGGUACAUUUCAUAAUACUAAAGUGACAAGCUUAGAUUUGAACAAUAACAAAAUUCAAAAAAUUGAAGUUAAUGCUUUAAAUCAGAUACCAAGUUUAUUUUACGUUCAAUUAAGUAACAAUCUUAUUAAAGAUCUUGGAGGAAGUUUCUCUAAGUUGGAUACUGUAAUUGACCUUAACUUGGGCAACAAUAAAAUUGAAGUUAUUGAAUCAAAUAGUUUUGCUGGUUCCAGGCUAAACUCAUUACAUCUUCAAGAUAACUAUAUAAAAGAGUUAAAACCAAAUUCUUUUAAUGGCUUAAAUUUGAAUUAUUUGAAUCUUAGCAACAAUGACAUUUCGGUAAUUGCUAGUGACGCUUUUGCUGAUCAACCCGGACUUUACUCGAUUAUUCUCUCACACAACAAGAUUGGCAAUUUGAAACCAAAAUUCCUUAAAGGUAUCAACUCACAACAAACAACUUUGUCUUUAGACAAUAACAACAUCGAUAAUGUAGAGCCUGGAGCAUUUGACGAAAUUGUUAUUAAUGGAUUAGAGUUACAAGAAAAUAAAAUUGAAAUUAUUAAAAAAGGAGUCCUAAACAAAAAGAAUUUCAACUCCAUAAAUUUAGCAAAAAACAAAAUUUCUAAAAUUGAAGAUGGGGCACUUGAAGAUCUGGUUUUAAACAGUCUUACGCUUUCCGAAAAUUCUCUGAGUACUCUUACAGAAGAAAUGUUCUUUGGGGCUAAUAUCAGUAAUGUUAAAUUAGAUAAAAACCAAAUAAGUAAAAUUGAAGAUACUACUUUCCAUCAAAUUAAUGGCUUGACUAGUCUAGACCUCAGUAAUAACCGAAUUGAAGAUAUUACAAAUCUGUUUAGCCACUUAGAUCAUUUGUACGAUCUUAACUUGGACAACAACUUAAUUAAAGCACUCAACCCAAACAAUUUUGCAGGCUCUAAAAUAUCUGCUCUUUCCAUUAAUAACAAUCAGUUGGUUCAAAUCGGCAAGGGAGUUUUCAAUGGUCUCUCAUUCACAACUAUCUCCCUUACUGGUAACUUGAUCUCUAAAAUCGAAGAAGGCAGUUUUGAUGAUACAGAAGAGCUUCGUAACCUGAAACUUGGAAGCAACAAAAUUGGCGAUUUAACACCUACUUCUUUGGGAACACUAAACAACAAAUAUUUAGAACUAAGUCUUGACAAUAACGGGAUUUCUAAUAUUGCACCUAACUCAUUCAGUAAAGUUAUCUUACUUUCAUUGAAACUUCACAAUAACUCCUUAACGGCCAUUAAAAGAGAUACAUUUAAGGGCGCAGAAAUCGGUUUCAUUGGUUUGCCCAAAAACCAGAUUUCCAGCGUAGAAGAAAACGCUUUUGAAGAUGUUAAGGGGCUGAAUUUGAUUGAUUUAAGCUUUAACAAUCUACAUGUGCCAGUUAGUUCCAAUUCAAAACAUAUCAAUUUAUACGUCACUGCUGGAGCUGACUUAAACAGAUAUAAUAGUGAAACUUUAAACAAUUUGGUUAGGUCAACAUAUGGAGGUCAAGUCGAAUAUUAAGUACAAAACUAUAAAUUUAAGACUGCAUGUAUAUUAAACAUUUUUGUACAUUUUUACUGUAAAAACGUAGUAUUUUUAAAUUAUUAGAUAAAUAUUAAUAAUAUUGUUUUAACUUUUUAAAUUGUUGUAGAUUUCCUUUUUUUUUUCAAAUAAGAAAAAUUUUUUGAUUUGCCUGCAAAAUGUAUUUUUCAGAAAUUUAUUUGUCUGUUGUUAUGUAUAUACAAAUAGUCUCGUUGUCUUUAUUUUAAUGUAUGCAGCUAUGUGAUAUUCUAAGUGAUGCCAACCAGUUUGACAGGGUUAAUCAGUUUUUCAAAAAAUAUAUCAUUGUAUCAUAAACUUUAAAUUUGUUUAGACAUUACUUGUUAAUGCUAUUAUACCUCUUGUAAUCUUGUUUAUAAUCGCCCUGUGCGAGUAGCCAUAGUUGCCGAGCACGUAAAUAUAAAUAAAUAAAGAUUUGUAAAUAAUUAUUGUUGACCUCUAAAAGUCCCACAGAUUAUGUAUUCAAUGUGUUUAAUUGGAAAUUUUAUAUAUGUAAUUAUCUCGUAGAUAUUUAUAAACAGUUGUUACAUAUCUAUUAGUUUAAAAAUAAUAUGUUGUUUUUGUUUUUUAUUAAAUAAAAAUUAUGUUAUCAAAA
This is a messenger RNA of Diabrotica virgifera virgifera (western corn rootworm), 2661 nucleotides long. Its product is annotated as leucine-rich repeat-containing protein 15-like. The transcript has a single exon. The coding region runs from base 30 to 2027 and encodes 665 amino acids. Lineage: Eukaryota; Metazoa; Arthropoda; Insecta; Coleoptera; Chrysomelidae. Gene Ontology annotation, cellular component: extracellular matrix. Gene Ontology annotation, molecular function: protein binding. The record is from RefSeq and is a predicted model, not a curated record.